Molecule: messenger RNA, 328 nt
Organism: Racocetra fulgida
Lineage: Eukaryota; Fungi; Glomeromycota; Glomeromycetes; Diversisporales; Gigasporaceae
Source: the annotation of a GenBank genome assembly
AUGUCAAAUCAAAGAAACCUGCAGUAUGGUAUUGCGGCGGCAUUAGGUGGAGACGAUAAUACACUCAACAUUCAACAUACGAGCGGUAUAAUAUCCGCUCUUCCCUUCCCUCCAACUGACCAGGCUUUGAAUUUGGCCUUGAAUUCAUUAUGCUCGACAAAGGGAAACUUUCCCCUAGAUGCAUUUAAACUUUAUCGGGAACUAUUUCUAGAACACUUACAAUCUCAAGGAGUACAAUUAUCUGACUCAACAUCCAUAAUACUGGAUGCUUGGUCAAAGGAACCCACGAAUGUCAAAACCUUUUAUUUAGGGCAGUGUUCUAGAAAUA